UGAACUUAUUUAGAAACUGUGGCCCCAUCUAGAUGGCUACGUUUUACGAGGAGGACGACGGUGACGCAACGGAUUAUUCAUAUGGUCUAGAUGACAAUAGCGAUGGAGAAUCUAGACCUACGGUGGUGCUUAUGGGCCAGAAGAGGAGUGGUAAAACCUCUAUACGAAAAGUGGUUUUCCAAAAGAUGUCACCCAAUGAAACAUUAUUCGUGGAAAGCACUGCAAGAGUUACGAAGGACGUAAUCGCGUCAUCCUUCAUCAAUUUCGAAACGUUGGAAUUUCCCGGUCAAAUGGAUCCUUUUGAUAGUUCCCUUGAUCCUGUAGCUACUUUCAAAAGAUGCGGAGCUCUUCUUUUUAUUGUGGAUGCUCAAGACGAGUAUGUGGAUUCACUAAAGAAGAUGUCCGAAAACUUUACGCAGGCGUUCCGAAUAAAUCCAAAUAUCAAAUUCGAAGUCUUCAUACAUAAGGCUGAUGGGUUGACUGAAGAGAGCAGGGUUGAUGCACAAUAUGACAUCUAUCACAGGGUCAAGUGUGAGCUUGCCGAGCAAGGACUGGAAGACUUCAAUGUGACUUUUCAUCUCACGUCUAUUUACGAUCACUCUAUCUUCGAAGCGUUCUCGAAGGUUGUGCAAAAUCUUGUGAAACGACUGCCUACCUUGGAGCGGUUACUUGAUAUUUUCAAUCAGGGUUCAAAUGUGGAGAAAUCCUUUUUGUUCGAUGUGGCCUCGAAGAUCUACAUAGCUACCGACACCACACCCGUUGAAAUGGCAGCUUAUGAGUUAUGCUGCGAUAUGAUAGAUGUUACCAUAGACAUAUCUGGCAUAUAUGGAGCCAAAGAAAAUGACGGAGAAGUCCAAAAUCCUUUCGACGACAACUCCUAUGCCGUCAUUCGGCUAAAGACUGAUCAGGUGAUGUUCCUUCGCCAGCUGAACAAACAUCUUGCUUUAGUAUGCGUUAUAAGGGGUGAAAAUUUUGAGAAGCAAGGUCUGAUAGAUUACAACUUCAACUGCUUCAAAGAGGGCAUCGAGAAUGUGUUUAUGGUCCGGAAGCAUAUUCAAGAAGGAUCGAAACAUCAUACUUGAUAAAAAGAAUAACUAGAUGUACAGGUUCAAGACUUACUGACGAAUUGUGAUCGCCUUGCCUUACUUUGUUUGACAUUAUCUUCUUUGAUGCUUAUUUGAUUUGUGGUCGUGGUCUUCUCAACUCAAGCACAGUUUUACUUUAUGCUUUGUACAACAUUCUUUGCUAGAUCAUCUUUCAUUCUGCAGUUGCACUGAUAUUCCCGCGCACACGUUGCGGAGCAUUUUGGACCACGUGUUGAACGGGUUGUGCAUGCGAUUUUUUUCGGAAUGUUUUAUCGUUUUAUGUAUACCAUAUGCCCUUUCAGCUGUUGUAAUACUCAAGCAAUCAUUGAAACUUACUUCUCAUGAUGUCUGCAAAGUUUUAGUUAGGACCUUUACCAGUUGUUAUUGUACGUACUUCUUUCCGAUCUGUUUUAGUUUUAUCUCAUCUAGUUUCCAUCCGUUAAUGCUUAUACUUGCUCAAAUUAUGCGCCAUCAAAAAGAAUGUUUGAGGUAUCAGUAGAAAAGAAAGCGCAUCAGAUUAUGACAGAUAUUUUAUUAUUGUAUGGAGUCCUUUCUCAGAUGUAAUUAUAUUUGACAUAAAUUCUUGCAGUCA
Molecule: messenger RNA, 1677 nt
Organism: Cylicocyclus nassatus
Lineage: Eukaryota; Metazoa; Nematoda; Chromadorea; Rhabditida; Strongylidae
Source: the annotation of a GenBank genome assembly